Molecule: messenger RNA, 506 nt
Organism: Cylicostephanus goldi
Lineage: Eukaryota; Metazoa; Nematoda; Chromadorea; Rhabditida; Strongylidae
Source: the annotation of a GenBank genome assembly
AUGAAAUCACUAUCGUUAGAUUGUCAAGAAAUGCCACCAAGGAUUAAUGCAGCAAAUCGAAGUCCAAUGAGGUCCAAAAUGAUGAGCGGACACAUUCGUGGUAAAAAUGGUUCGUCAGAUUUGUCAGAUUGGGAUAGGAGCUGUUCACCAUGUCAUACUAGCAGACGUAGCAGUGCUGCUGCAUUGCUAGCCGGUGGCUACGUAGUCAUUCACGAAUAUGCACCGACCAAUGGCGCGCCACCAUUGAUUCUCGGCGAAAGGGUGCAUGUCGUCGAUAACGGCGAUCCUGAUUGGUUGCAUGGAUUCCGAGAGCAUGAUAGGACUGAGCAAUUGAUAAGUUUCCCGGCGACAUGUGUUGCGCUAGUACAACCUGGAGAACAGGCAAUGAAAAUUCUACAGAAUGUUGCUGUGCCAGAAAUCAAACUGCGGCUUUAUCGAGAUCAGGUAAGCAAGACUGUCUUUCCAUUAAAAAAAUUUGCUUGUGAAAAAAACCGAGAAAUAUAGAC